Molecule: messenger RNA, 3477 nt
Organism: Aedes aegypti (yellow fever mosquito)
Lineage: Eukaryota; Metazoa; Arthropoda; Insecta; Diptera; Culicidae
Gene: PhKgamma
Product: phosphorylase b kinase gamma catalytic chain, skeletal muscle/heart isoform
Exons: 12
Coding region: 1090-2508 (472 amino acids)
Biological process (GO): protein phosphorylation; glycogen biosynthetic process
Cellular component (GO): phosphorylase kinase complex
Molecular function (GO): phosphorylase kinase activity; ATP binding; calmodulin binding
Source: RefSeq, a predicted model, not a curated record
CUGGUAGUCAGUCUCUCUUGAGCUCGCAUUCACGCAAGCAGUUUUGCGGGGCCCCCUGUUUUUUCUUCCUGAUGCCCUGGCGGCGACGACGAAACUAGAUUAGUGUCUAUCCCCUUUGGCUGGCCUGGCAUACAUUUUACGCAAUCCGCAACUUCCAUCCAGCGAAAAACAUCGCGUCGUGGCCAUCAGGAGAGUGGGAUCGAUGGUUUUCCUGUUUUGAAACAUCCGACAAUCUCGUCGUGGUGGUGUUUGUGGCUAAAAUCGCUCGUUGAUUGUGGUGAUAACAGCUAUAUUUUAUUUGUUGUGCAAGUGGUGAAAUCAGUGUUGAGUGUGGUGCAUUUUGGUGGAGUAUUAGUGCAUGACGUGCCCCUUUUUUCGGUUGUUUUGAUUUGCCGUGCCGAGUGUUCUGAUUGUUGAUUCUUUUGACAGUUUGUUCGUUCGUCGAAGAAUAGGCCAGGGGAAGUGGUUCACCUAGAGUGAAUUUCUGUCAAAGAAAAAGUAGAUUUUGUAUGAGAUUUGACAGAAAAAUGAAUGACAAGUUCAUCCACUUCUCCUGGCCUAUGUGAGAGGGAGAGAGUUUUAUCUUUCUCUCAAUUUUCUCUGCGUGUGUUGUUUUUUUUUCCUUUCGCUUGAUUCGAACUGUGUUUGAGGUGAGAGUGACAGUUUGCUUUUCUCACCACACCGCCACGGCACCACAUAUCAUUCACCGCUCCUGCUGGGCCAUUCACCACACACCAUUCCGUCAAUAGUGGCGGUGCGAAGCGAGCUAGUCGCUGAAGCGCUUUAACCUUUCUGACAUUGAAACUGCUCGCGUUUGGCGAAGCAUUCACUCCUCUCUGUGAAUCGGUUGCGGUCAGUAGCAAAUUAGUUUUUCUUGCAUUAAGGCAAGAAAAAAACGGAAGUUAUCACUUUCAUUGGCCAGUUUUCAUAUCCAGAUACCGGGAACGGAUGGUUUAGUUAAUCGUGGAGUUGUCUAAUCGGUGAACGAAAUUUGUGUGGUUUCUGUUCUGCGAAUCAAUUAUUUUUUGAUCGGGAAACGCAAGAAGACGGAGGUGGCUGAGUAGGAAGAAAAUUAAUUGUUACCGUAAAAUGGCCAAAGACGAAGAGGAUGAUUUGCUGCCCGACAAGGAUGCGGCCAAGGGAUUCUACGCCAAGUAUGAGCCGAAGGAGAUUCUGGGCAGAGGAAUCAGUUCGACGGUUCGGCGCUGCAUCGAGAAGGAAACGGGCAAAGAGUUUGCGGCCAAAAUCAUCGAUCUCGGCGCGAUCGAAGCCGGAGAUUCCAAUCACAUGCUGGAAGCUACCCGCCAGGAGAUCCAGAUCCUGCGGCAAGUCAUGGGCCACAAGUAUAUAAUUGAACUGCAGGAUGUGUUCGAGUCGGAUGCUUUCAUUUUUCUGGUGUUCGAGUUGUGCCGCCAGGGCGAGCUGUUCGACUAUCUGACCUCGGUGGUGACGCUGUCCGAGAAGAAGUCACGCUACAUUAUGAGGCAAAUUUUCGAAGGCGUCGACUACAUUCACUCGAAGAACAUCGUGCACCGUGAUCUGAAACCGGAAAACAUUCUACUGGAUGACUGUCUGAACGUGAAGAUUACCGACUUUGGCUUCGCACGGAAGCUGAAAGAAGGCGAGAAGCUGUUCGAUCUUUGCGGCACCCCUGGUUACUUAGCCCCGGAAACGCUCAAGUGUAACAUGUUCGAAGAUGCCCCCGGCUACUCCAAGGAAGUAGACAUUUGGGCGUGUGGCGUGAUCAUGUUCACACUGCUGGUCGGCUGUCCCCCCUUUUGGCACCGGAAGCAGAUGGUUAUGCUGCGGAACAUCAUGGAGGGCAAGUACAGCUUCACCUCGCCCGAGUGGGCCGACAUUUCAGAGGACCCCAAGGACUUGAUCCGCAAGUGUCUGGUGGUGGACCCCAGCAAGCGCAUCACCGUGACAGAGGCCUUGAAGCAUCCGUUCUUCAACACAGUACUUUUCGAACAAGACAUUGGGCCGUUGAAGCGCAGCCUGUCGGCCAAGUCGCGACGCUUGAGUCGUAUCGCCGAUCUGGCACUGAACGUCACGGAAAAAAAAUCACACCUCCUGCGGCGUCAAGCGGCGGAAGCAAACAAACAGUCAGCAAACAAUUCCGACUCUGUCAAUAGUAGUCCCAGUAGUAGUUUUAGUGCUUGCCGUCAUCAUUUGUGCUCUUGUUUCUCGAAUAUCCUAGCUCGUUAUAGCCAUUUACGCAAACAAAGUCAGUUUAACGCUAGGAAAAAGUUCCAAUUCGCUAUCCUAUGUAUUAGAGCAAUGGUUAGAAUAAAGAGGCUACGGUACACGCCGGAACCGCUGCGGGCCGAGGACGCACUCAGAGACCCCUACCGCAUCAAGGUGCUGCGAAAGGUCAUCGAUGGCUGCGCAUUUCGAGUGUACGGCCACUGGGUCAAGAAGGGCGAGGGCCAGAAUCGGGCCGCCCUGUUCGAGAAUACGCCUCGAUGCGAGGUUUAUAACCUUUAUAUCAACAGCCUUAACCGAUAGGCUGUAGCGCCGAAGAAGUGAUGACGACCAUGUACAAGGACUCCCGGACCUUGGAGUGUUUUUUUCGUUUGAUAGGAAGCUUCGUGAUGGAUCGCAUCCGACACCUUUUACUUAGCACCGCGUGUGGGCAUACACUGAGAAAAACACCGAUCCACCUACAGCAUGUUCCUUAGAGAAGAGCGGGAGUGAGCGCGAGUUUUCGUAUGACUGAAUGGAUUGAUGGACUUGCGCCAUGCGGGACGGAGAGGAGUCGUCAAGAAGGGGAAACGGUUUAAGGUUAAUCGAGAAAAGUGAUCAGUCAGUCUUAGGGCAGAAAUAAUUAGUUCUAUAGUCAAUAGAAGUAACGUAUUUUUUUCUCGGAUAGAGUGUAUAUUUAAGUUUUUUCAACUUAUACUUUAAUAUUUAUUGUACCUCAAACAAAAAUAUAUUCUCUUUCGUAUUUGGCGUUUGUAGAUCGGAUCGAAGUAGUUAAUAAAUCCUUAUUAGAUAUCGAUUUUCUCAUAUGUUAUUCCCAAAAAAGUGCGUUUUUUCUUAACUCAUUUAUCCGUUUAGUUGUAAUUCGUAAUAAUUAUAACCCCCGUGCUGAAGAGACAAACUUAUAAAUACUGUUAUCUAGAUAUUAAAACCAUUUCCGUUUAUUUUGAUAUUAUUGGACGAAAUCGAUUUUUUUUCUCCCAAAAGAAAUUUAUAUUUGAUAAGCUUGUUACGUAUCGUGGAAUUGAAAAAGAUUUGACUACGCAGGAACUAGCGUAGUAAAAUAUAUCAACCAUUUAAGGUAGCGUAGAAAACAGUAAACAAAUUUAUCAGUUUUUUAUUCAUCAAACAAAGCAGCACAGAUAUUUCCAAAACCGUAAUAACGUGUGUAGUUGCAUUGGUAGCCCCAAAAUUGGAACACUGAAACGCAAAUAUCAACCCUGAGUGGAUUGCCAAACGCUUGAAAUAUAGUGAGAAUCUGCAAAUCAAAAUGAA